UGGCCAACCCCCGCCCCCGCUCUGUUUUAACCCUCGGGGGACGCCGUAGCUCUUGCUCCGCUUGCGAGGUGAUGUGGGCGGAUGUGACGAUGGUGCAGCCGCGGGAUUCAAACUCCCGGAAGCGAAGCAGGGACUGAGCGGGACAGCUGCUGCGCUGUGCCGCCCGGGUCUGUUGCCCGCCCUGGGGUGUGCGCUGCUAGACGUGGGGCGCGGUGGGAGCUGAGAGCCCUGCGUCGUCUGAGCUCCGUUAAAGCUGCGGGAGAGGCCCUGUCCUGCUUGGAGGGAAGGCGUUUCUUUGCGUUUGUCUGUGUAGGCGCUGGAAAAUGAAUUCUAAGACGGCUAAGGCCGCGAUUAUUGGUAAAUGGGGCUUAAAGUCCGGUAGCUCCAGGCUAGUGAGCGAUGUUGAGAAGUACAAGCUGGAGAACGCAGCCCUGAGGAAAUCUCUGGAGGAAGUCACCAAGGGGAAGGGCCGAGCGGCGGACCCGGAGCGGAGCCGGCUGCUGGAGAAAAUACUUUGUCUUGAAAAAGAAAAAGAAAAAUGCAACCAUCUUCUUGGAGAGAAGGACAAAGAAAUCCAAAACCUAAGAGACAGGCUUAAGUCCAAAAACAAGAAUGGUGAAGUAUCCAUAUUACACAGUCAACUAGAAGAAAAAACAAAGGAAGCAGAAAGGAGAGAACAGUUACUUAGUUCUCUAUCAGAAGAAAUGAACCGAUUAAAAUGUAAUUUAUCCACUAUUACUGCAAAAUGCUCUGAGAUUGAAAACAGAACUGGUAGUUCUCAGGUAUCCCAGGAAGCUGUAACCAACAGCCCUGGAUCUUCAACUAAUCUUAGUGAAGUUGAAAAACAGCUGAAAGAUGCUCUUGAGAAAAACCAACAGUGGUUACUGUAUGACCAGCAACGUGAAGCAUAUGUCAGGGGACUGCUGGGAAGGAUCUUUGAACUUGAACAGAGGUCAGAAAUUGUUAGCCAGCAACAACCGAAAGAAUCCACUGCAGAAGGUCAUCUACAAGAAGAAAAGCAAAAACAUUAUGAUCAGCUCUUGCAAAAUGUGAAGAGUGAUCUUGAGGCUGAAAGAUGCACUGUAACCCAGCUGAAAUGUGAACUUAAUGAAUUCAAAAAAAAGUAUGAGCAAAGGCGACAAGAAAUAAUGAGUUUAAAUGCAUUACUGCAGUCACAACAGGUUGUUGAAAUGAAGGAUCUAGAAAAUGAAAACAAAAAUAAAGGAGAGAAAAUACAGAUACUAAAACAAGAAAAUGAAAGUAUUAAAGUACAGCUAAGAGAGGAAAAGAAGAAGUCUGAAGAUCUCUUAUCUCAGGUACAGCUUCUUCGUAAAUCACUGCUCAAACAGCAGGAGGAACAUGCUAGGAUAGCUUUCUUGGAACAACAGAUCCAAGUAUGCACCACAGACUUGGAGAAUGAAAAGCUUGACCGCCAGGACUUGAAGCGUCAGUUAAACAAAAUCCUUAAGGAAUUGUUCAAGGCUAGGGAGCAAAUAACUCGUCUUGAACCUCUGCUCCAGGAGUCUGGACGUAUGGAGCCACAAGAAGAUUUGCAAGUGGCAUUUGAAGAGAAGAUUGCAGCGUAUGAUAGUAGUCCUUCCCUGAAACAUUCAAAUCUCCUUGAUGAAAGUUUUCUUGAGUGUCCCAGAUGUAAAGUGCAGUAUCCAACAAGCCAGCACAGAGAAUUACUAGCGCAUAUUGACUUCUGUACAGCUUAAGCUCCAAAUGGACUUCUAUUUCUCUUUAUGCACUCCCAAUAUACUGUUUAUAAAGGCAACAUAUUUUUUGUAAAACUUUUCUUUUAAGGUUAUAUGAAGGACUACUAACUUUGUAUUUCUGUUCAAUGAAAACAGUAAUUUAUUUGGCCUCAAAUAUUCCACCUGACUUUUGUGGAAAUGGCCAUUGCAUUUUUGCUUACAAAUGGAAGUAUCUGUAGAAUUAGGACUAUUUCCUAAUAGUAAACUACUGAUCUUUCUUGCACUAUUAAAACCGAGACCGGUAAAAAUGCACCUACUGUGUCAGACUAAUACUUGGCAUAUCCAGUUCUGAAACUGGCAGAAAACUUUGAGUGUUUACUGAUUUGCAAUCACAGCACAAUUCUCUUAUAGCAUCUACUGUAAAGCUGGGUUUGUUGCUAGCAUUUUCCUCGUUGUACCUGUAGUGAACUCCAACAAGUUGUUAUUAUCAUAAGAAUGAUUAAAUUGAGGACUUCUUAAAAGGCAAUAAUGAAGAUAAA
Molecule: messenger RNA, 2236 nt
Organism: Numida meleagris (helmeted guineafowl)
Lineage: Eukaryota; Metazoa; Chordata; Aves; Galliformes; Numididae
Gene: CEP55
Product: centrosomal protein 55
Exons: 8
Coding region: 324-1718 (464 amino acids)
Biological process (GO): mitotic cytokinesis; regulation of phosphatidylinositol 3-kinase/protein kinase B signal transduction
Source: RefSeq, a predicted model, not a curated record